This is a messenger RNA of Daldinia caldariorum, 4920 nucleotides long. RefSeq names its product CPSF A subunit region-domain-containing protein. Lineage: Eukaryota; Fungi; Ascomycota; Sordariomycetes; Xylariales; Hypoxylaceae. The record is from RefSeq and is a predicted model, not a curated record. Gene Ontology annotation, cellular component: mRNA cleavage and polyadenylation specificity factor complex; nucleus. Bases 204 to 4592 code for a protein of 1462 amino acids. Gene Ontology annotation, molecular function: protein binding; nucleic acid binding. The transcript is spliced from 5 exons.
AUCUUAUCACUAACCUAGCUGGUAGCUGCACGUCGUGUACUUACGACCGUACCUAGGUACCUAGCUUAGGCCUUGUAGCGCGCUUGAAGCUUCCAACUUUCCCUUUCAUCAUUCUUCAUUGUCGCCAAUUUUCCAACGUUUUGCGCCCUGCCGACGUCACCUCUUUUUAAAGACGCGUCUGAAAUGAGGAAAAAGGGUCGAAGAUGCAGUGUUAUACGGAGCUGACGCCGCCUACGGCUGUCACACAUUCUUUAUGCCUUCCAUUCAUCACGGCGCAGAGUAAUAAUCUUGUUGUCGCAAGAGCUUCUCUACUUCAGAUCUUCGCGACCAAGUCGGUAUCUGCUGAACUUGAUAAAGCCCAAAACGGCCAAUUGCAAUCCUCGAGACCAACGGACCAUUACGAUGCCCGAAUUAAUGACGAUGAUGGCCUUGAAGCCUCCUUCCUCGGCGGUGACUCCGUUCUGCUCAGGUCUGACCGUUCGAAUUAUACGAAAUUGGUGCUCGUUGCCGAAUUCCCUCUGGCUGGGACCAUCAUAGGCCUUGCGCGCAUCAAGACGGAAACGAGUGCGUCGGGUGGAGAAGCACUGUUGUUGGCAUUCAAGGAUGCGAAGCUUAGUAUGGUCGAGUGGGAUCCAGAGAAGAAUUCGAUAAACACCACCUCAAUACAUUACUAUGAACAAGAAGACCUCCAAGGCAGCCCGUGGGCCGCACCUCUGAGCCACUAUGUCAAUUUUCUAGCAGCGGACCCGAGUAGUCGAUGUGCUGCUCUGAAGUUCGGGGCGCGGAGCCUUGCUAUCAUCCAAUUCAAGAUUCAGGAAGAAGGUAUAGAUAUGGAGGACUGGGAUGAAGACUUGGAUGGACCGCGGCCGGUGAAAGAGCCUUCCACUACGCUACUAAAUGGAACUAGCAGCAAUGAAGAGACACCGUAUUCAACCUCAUUUGUCCUUCGACUGCCAAAUCUUGAUCCUAGCCUAAUCCACCCUGUGCACCUUGCCUUUCUUCACGAAUAUAGAGAACCAACGUUUGGUAUAUUGUCUUCAACUGUGUCCCCAUCAUCGGUUCUAGGCCGAAAAGACCAGUUGUCGUACAUGGUAUUCACCUUGGAUAUCCAGCAAAAGGCUUCCACCACUAUUCUAUCAGUGACAGGCCUCCCACAAGAUUUAUUCCGGGUCAUCGCGCUUCCUGUUCCAGUUGGUGGCGCUCUCUUAGUAGGUACCAAUGAACUCAUACAUAUCGACCAGUCUGGAAAGUCACAUGGUGUGGGUGUCAACCCGUUUGCAAAGCACACUACUUCUUUUAGUUUGGUUGAUCAAACCGAGCUCGGCUUAAAGCUCGAAGGAUGUGAAAUCGAGGUCUUAUCCGCAGAAAACGGAGAGUUCUUGAUGAUCCUCAACGAUGGCCGAAUGGUGAUCAUUACGUUUAGAGUCGACGGUAGGAUAGUGUCGGGACUAAGCCUUCGAUUAAUCGCACCGGAGAAUGGCGGUACUAUCAUACCAACCGGUGUUACGACUUUGAGCAAACUGAACAAGACCUCUCUAUUUGCGGGUAGCGAUGGCGCCGACUCGUUGGUUAUCGGUUGGACACGUAAGCAGGCGCAGACUGGAAAGAGGAAAUCUCGUAUACAAGAUCCCUCUAUAGACCUCGACUUGGAUGACGAAGAUAUGGAGGACUUAGAAGACGACGAUGAUUUAUAUGGUGAAGAUACCGCGUCGGCUGCCCAACCCUCAUAUUCUACUAACACCCCAGGCGGCAAGUCCGGGGAACUCGUCUUCCGUAUACACGAUCGCCUUAUCAGCAUCGCGCCUAUUAACGAUUUCACACUUGGACAGGCAAUGCCGUCUGAUGGGGAAGAGCAGAAGAACCAAGUUGGUGUGACUAGCGAUCUCAGCUUUGUUUGCGCCUGCGGCCGAGGCAGUGCCGGCUCACUUGCUAUAAUCAAUCGAGAAAUACAACCGAAAGUUAUUGGACGUUUCGAGUUCCCAGAAGCAAGAGGAUUUUGGACCAUGGCUGCACAGAAGCCAAUACCAAAGUCGUUGCAAGGUGAUAAGGGAAUUACGUCGAUUGGCGCAGAAUAUGAGACCUCUGCCCAAUACGACCGUUUCAUGAUUGUUCCUAAGGUAGAUUUGGAUGGAUAUGAGACCUCAGACGUGUAUGCUUUAACAGGUGCUGGAUUUGAGGCGUUGACUGGAACGGAGUUUGAACCAGCAGCUGGCUUUACCAUCGAAGCCGGUACCAUGGGCAAUCAUAGGAGGAUUAUUCAAGUUCUUAAGACUGCCGUCCACUGCUAUGACGGAGGCUUUGGACUUACCCAGAUUCUGCCAAUGCUCGAUGAAGAGACAGGUGCGGAACCGAGGGUUGAUUUUGCCAGCAUAGCCGAUCCUUUCCUACUACUGGUUCGAGACGAUGCGAGCGCAUUUAUUGCAAAGAUAGAUAAGAACUUGGAACUCGAAGAGCUUGAAAAGGAAGAUACGGCGCUCACUUCGACUAAAUGGGCAACUGGUUGUUUAUACGAAGACAAAUCCGGCGUAUUCUCCGAAGGUCAGACCGAUAAAGGCGCGAAAUCUGGCGAAAAUAUUAUAAUGUUCCUGCUUAGCAAGGCUGGCGCUCUGCAUGCUUAUGCAUUGCCUGAUCUCUCCAAGCCCGUAUAUGUUGCAGAAGGCUUACCCUUUGUACCGCCUCUUCUAUCAGCAAAUUAUGCUGCUAGACGAGGAACUGCCAAGGAAAUUAUCAAGGAGAUAUUGGUGGCUGACCUUGGAGACAUGACUUCCUCGAGCCCGUACUUGAUUGUUCGUCAUGAUAACGACGACGUGACGAUAUAUCAACCCUUCCGUACACCUUCGACUACUACGCAGGAGCUUUCUGCGACACUUCACUUUCAAAAAUUACCCAACCCAGUCAUAGCAGAAGAUCCGGUUGUGCCGGUAGACGAUGAAGAUGAUGAAAUGCGAAAACCACCGCCGAUGAGACGAUGUGAAAACAUUGCCGGAUAUAAAACUAUUUUCCUCCCUGGUAGCUCUCCGAGUUUUAUUCUCAAAUCAUCAAAGACCUUACCCAAGGUUCUGAGACUACAUGGCGAUGGUGUUCGAGGAAUGAGUCCGUUUCAUACCGAGGGCUGUGAGCGUGGCUUCAUCUACGCAGACUCGAAGGGUAUCGCACGUGUUUGUCAGAUCCCAACUCACAACAACACUUACGCCGAGAUAGGCAUGUCUCUCAAGAAAAUACCUUUAGAAGCUGAUGUACACUCCAUCUCCUACCACCCUCCAUCAGGCACCUUCGUUGUUGGUUGCGAUAGUUUAGAACCGUUUGAACUGCCGAAAGAGGAUGACUACCAUAAAGAAUGGCAGCAUGAGAAAGACCUCACAUUUAAACCUGUGGUAGAGCGAGGUCAGGUCAAGCUAAUAAACCCUAGCAGCUGGACCGUCAUUGAUACUAUCGAGAUGGACCCAUGUGAGAUGAUAAUGUGUAUUGAAACACUCAAUCUCGAAGUCUCCGAGGCGACUAAUGAGCGAAAACAUCUUAUUGCCAUCGGAACGGCCGUGUCCCGCGGAGAAGAUCUCCCCAUAAGAGGCAGAGUUCUUGUUUAUGAUGUGGUCACGGUUAUUCCAGAGCCAGGAAAGCCCGAAACCAACAAGAAGCUAAAAUUUGUAGCCAACGAGGACAUCCCUAGGGGUGCUGUCACAGCUAUCUCUGAAAUAGGAACGCAAGGCUUGAUGCUUGUUGCGCAAGGGCAGAAGUGCAUGGUGCGUGGUCUGAAGGAGGACGGCACACUUCUACCCGUUGCGUUCAUGGAUAUGAGCUGCUACGUAACCGCAGUUCGCGAGCUCAAAGGAACUGGUCUCUGCCUUAUGGCUGAUGCUGUCAAGGGGGUCUGGUUUACGGGAUAUACGGAGGAGCCUUAUAAAAUGGUUCUCUUUGGUAAAAGCUCCACUAAGCUGGAAGUCUUGACGGUAGACUUCCUACCCGAUGGGGAUGAGCUUCUGAUAGUGGCCUGCGAUUCAGAUGGUGGUAUUCACAUCCUCCAGUUUGAUCCCGAUCAUCCAAAGUCUCUACAAGGCCACCUCCUCCUUCACCGAACCACGUUCUCCGCCGGCGCAAAUCCUCCUACGCGCAGCAUGCUCCUCCCCCGUACCCUCCCGCCCGACUCGGACUACCUCUCCCAACACGUCAACAGUACCUCGGCCAACAAUUACAACAACGACCCUUCUUCCUCCUCCCCAGCACCACCCCCCUCCAUCCUCCUCCUCGCCUCCCCCACCGGCGCCCUAGCAACCCUCGCGCCCCUCUCCGAGCCCCAGUACCGUCGCCUAUCCUUCCUAACGGGACAAGUCCUCUCCUCCCUGCCGCACUACGCCGGCCUCAACCCCAAGGACUACCGCGCCCCCGCCUCCACGGGCGUGGUCGGCCGACUGCCCCCCGGCGUCGACGCGGGCAUGGGCCGCAACGUCGUCGACGGCGCCCUGCUCGCCCGCUGGAACGAGCUCCCCGCCGGCCGCCGCUCCGAGAUCGCGGGACGCGUCGGGUUCGCCGGCGUCGACGAGGUGAGGGAUGUCUUGAGGGAGGUUUUGGGCGCAAACGGAUUGGGAUAUCUUUGAGAGGUAAUCUUACUUACCUACGUAGGUACCUCUUAGGGUACUCAAGUAGGUAUAACUAGGGAACCUAGGUUAGGUACUUAUUGGUCGUGUGAUACUACCUACUUUAGGUACAUACCUAUAUCCUAUUUAACCUUAGUUAGGUACCUUAGGUUAGAUACCUAGACAACCUUUGCGGAAGUUCGAGGCGGUGUGGCGGUUCUAUCUUACGAUAAUGUAUGGCUAUUAAUUAAGUUGGCUUAGAAUCGAUCCGCUUUGCAUUUUUCGAUAUGAGUAGGGCAGAGGACGAUGAAUUUUAACCCCUGAUGCGGAAUUAAAGUAUGUGCUUGUU